AUGGGAAACCCUGCAGCAAAAGGUGAAUCGUCUAGUCAAAAAAGGAAAGAAAUGGAAAGACCUUAUGUAGGAAAGAAGCCUACAAGAACUAGUCAUACGCUGAAAAAGAAGUUUGAAGGGAAAGCAGCCACAGGAGAAAGAAUUGAAAUUCUAAGCUCAAAAUAUGAUGAGGAAGAGUCUCCUCGAGAAAACUCUCCUAAGGUAUUGUCUCAAUUCUCUUCUUCUAGUGAAGAAGAAAAGCAAGAAUAUAAAAUGUCCCAUUCAGAAGAGUUCUCAGAAGAAGAAGAAGUGAAUAAGAAUCUAGGAGGCAAUAAAGAACUUGGAGGAGAAAAAUUGAAUGAAACAAAGCAUGAAAUUCAAAACAUGGUUCAAAUUAAUGAGGAGGAGGAACAAAAAGAAGUAGAGGAUGAACAAGAAGAAAUAGAUGAAGAAGAGGAAGAAGCAGGAGAUGAAGAAGAGGAAUUGCCAGGACAUUAUGGAGAAAUCAAUCUAAACAUUGAUUUAAACAUUGGCGAUAAUGCUUCUAGACCACAACAAACUAGUCAGGAUAAGCCUGAUAAUGAAAGAAUUGUUGCAACUAAGUUAGCAAAUCUAGCUGAGGCUGCUGAGAAAGUGAAUCAGGAAGAACAACAAACAAAAGUUAAGGUAAGUGUGCAUGUUCCACCUUCUUUUUCUUGGGGAUCGAUUGCUUUUGGAUUAUUGCAAUUAUUAGAAAAUAACAAGGAAGAAUGGAAAGGAGAAAAGGAGGUCUUAUAA
Cryptomeria japonica (Japanese cedar) is the source of this 756-nucleotide messenger RNA. RefSeq lists its product as uncharacterized. Lineage: Eukaryota; Viridiplantae; Streptophyta; Pinopsida; Cupressales; Cupressaceae. The coding region runs from base 1 to 756 and encodes 251 amino acids. The record is from RefSeq and is a predicted model, not a curated record. The transcript has a single exon.